This is a messenger RNA of Tinamus guttatus (white-throated tinamou), 1190 nucleotides long. The record is from RefSeq and is a predicted model, not a curated record. Lineage: Eukaryota; Metazoa; Chordata; Aves; Tinamiformes; Tinamidae.
AUGAGGGCCGCGAAGCCAGGGGGGCCGCGCGCCGCCCGCCGAGGUGCCCGCCUCACCAGCCAACACGAAGAGCGGCACUUGAGGGACAAGGAGCUCGAGAGCGCGACGGAGGCGGCGGCAGCGCCCGCCGAGCAGAGCCAGGGGGGACAGGGAGGCAGCGGAGGAGCCCGGGCUGCUGGAGGGGCACAGCAGUUGCACAACAAGUGUCCGCUGUCCCAGGACACAGGGCACGGUGUCGAGGGUGCUGCAGGAGCAGAUGCCUCGGGUUUGUUGCUGGGGAAGCUGGAGGCGGAGGCAGUCACGCUGCUGUGCGUCACCCCUGAAAGCUCCCUGUCCCCCUUGAAAAUGCAGUGUGACAAAGAGGGGGAAGGAGAGGAAGGCAGGACGUGGCCCCGGGUGCCCCCGGCUCUCAGGCACUUUGCACUAAGAGCAACCAGGGGCUGGGCUGCCCGCGACGGGGAAACAUUCAUCUUCACAGACGGUGAGGAUGAAGAGCUGAAGAAACAAGCAAGAAACGUCAUCAACACCAACUGCUCGGCUGCGCACAGCCGCCAGGCCCUGUCCUGCAAGAUGGCCGUGGAGUACGACAAGUUCAUCGAGUCCGGCAAAAAGUGGUUCUGCCACGUGGACGAUGACAACUACGUGAACGUCCGCACGCUGGUCAAGCUGCUCUCCAGCUACCCGCACACGCAGGACAUCUACAUCGGGAAGCCCAGCCUGGACCGGCCCAUACAGGCGACCGAGAGGAUCAGUGAAAACAAGAUGCAUCCGGUGCAUUUCUGGUUUGCCACGGGAGGAGCCGGGUUUUGUAUCAGCCGGGGGCUGGCGCUGAAGAUGAGCCCGUGGGCCAGCGGCGGUCACUUCAUGAGCACCGCAGAGAAGAUCCGCCUGCCCGAUGACUGCACCAUUGGCUACAUCAUUGAGUCCGUGCUCGGGGUGAAGCUCAUCCGGAGCAACCUCUUCCACUCGCACCUGGAGAACCUCCACCAGGUGCCAAAGACAGAGAUCCACAAGCAGGUGACACUAAGCUAUGGCAUGUUUGAGAACAAGCGCAACUCCAUCCACAUGAAGGGCGCGUUCUCCGUCGAGGAGGAUCCCUCCAGGUUCCGCUCCGUGCACUGCUUGCUCUACCCGGACACGCCGUGGUGCCCCGCCAACGUCGUUUACUAGGGGGGCCCGCGCGUGGCCCC